Molecule: messenger RNA, 1755 nt
Organism: Ramularia collo-cygni
Lineage: Eukaryota; Fungi; Ascomycota; Dothideomycetes; Mycosphaerellales; Mycosphaerellaceae
Product: probable coenzyme F420-dependent N5,N10-methylene tetrahydromethanopterin reductase and related flavin-dependent oxidoreductases
Exons: 2
Coding region: 1-1755 (584 amino acids)
Molecular function (GO): monooxygenase activity; oxidoreductase activity, acting on paired donors, with incorporation or reduction of molecular oxygen
Source: RefSeq, a predicted model, not a curated record
AUGCCACCAAAUGGCAUGGCCGACAAUCGCUACGUCCUYAGCAAGCCCAGCCACCAGUCCAAUGACCUUCCGAAUGGUAUCGCAGGGAGCAAUGGUACAGAAUCGCUGAAUGGAACAAAAGAGCUACCCAAUGACAUAUCCAAUGACACAUCUYCUCACACCAACAACCACCUCCCAAACGGAACUCCCUCUCACGCCAAGUCUCAAGAGACAACUCAACCUCCAACUCCAGAAAAGAAGAAACUCAUCCUCAAUGCCUUUGUCGAAAUGUGCUCGGGUCACCAGUCUCCUGGUCUAUGGCGACAUCCCGAAGACAAGUCUUCCAACUUCAACAGAUUAGACCACUGGACCUCCCUCGCCCAACUCCUCGAACGCGGCUCAUUCCACGGAAUCUUCAUCGCCGAUGUCCUAGGCGGCUACGACGUCUACGGUGGACCCAAGAAUCUCACUCCAGCAAUCAAAUCCGGAGCGCAGUGGCCCGUCAACGAACCUCUUUCCGUCGUCCCCGCAAUGGCGGCAGUCACCAAAUCCAUCGGCUUCGGCGUAACGAUAAGCACAAGUUACGAACAACCCUACCAUCUAGCCCGCCGUCUCUCAACAGCAGACCACCUCACAAAUGGACGAGUAGCCUGGAACGUCGUGACCGGCUAUCUAGACUCCGCAGCUCGCAACCUCACCAACGGCGCCAACCAAGCCGACCACGACGAACGCUACGCAAUCUGUGAAGAAUACAUGGACGUAGUCUACGCCCUCUGGAAUUCCUCCUGGAGAUCCGACGCCGUGCAACUCAAUCGCAGCACAGGAAUCUACACAGAUCCCUCCCUGGUUCGAGAAAUCAAUCACCAAGGAAAGUACUUCCAAGUCCCCGGUCCUCAUUUCUGCGCCCCAUCUCCACAACGCACCCCAGUCAUAAUGCAAGCCGGAACCUCCAAAGCAGGAAAAUCCUUCGCGGCAAAACACGCAGAAGCAAUUUUUGUCUCGGCACACGCUCCUAUAAGUGUAGCAUCCAGCAUCGCAGAAAUUCGCUCCGCAGCAGCAGCUUCCAACGGCCGCGAUCCCACUUCCAUCAAAGUCCUGGCCAAAUUCUGCCCGAUUUUGGGWCGUACGCAAGAAGAAGCGGAAGGCAAGUAUCGAGAUUACAUUCAAUAUGGCGACUAUGAAGGCGCACUUGCAUUAUUCGGGGGUUGGACGGGAGUGGAUAUGGCUCCUUAUGCAGAUGAUGAGGAAUUGAGAUAUGUAGAGAGUAAUGCGAUAAGAAGUUAUAUUGAAGGUUUGUUGAAGACUGCACCUGAGGUUAAUGGUGGGAAGUGGACGAAGAGGACGUUGGCGGAACAUAUCAUGGUUGGAGGGUUAGGUGCUACAUGUAUUGGGACGGCAGAGGUCGUGGCUGAUGAGAUGGAACGAUGGGUUCGGGAAGGUGGAGUUGAUGGGUUUAAUAUUGCAUAUGCCCUCAUGCCGCAGACUUUCGAGGAUGUAGUAGAGAUUCUCAUCCCAGAGCUGCGAAGAAGAGGCAUCUUUUGGGAAGAUUACGCCGUACCAGGAGGAACCUAUCGAGAAAAUCUACUGAACAGUCCUGGACAGAGCGAGCCCGUGUCUGAGCAUCCUGCUGGGAAGAUGAUCUGGCGGCCUAGCGAUGAGGAAGUUGAGAAGAAGGUCGAGGGGAAAGUCGAGAGGAAGGCUGAGCCCGCAGGACAGGAAAACGACGCAGUCUCUUCUCGACGAGAGCGGGAGGCGAUGUUCGAGGCUUGUAGAUGA